AUGUGUGUUACAUUUUUAUACCUAGAUGAUAAAAUGAUAGAUAACCCUGAAGGUUAUCAAUUAAUUUUGUUGAACAAUCGCGAUGAAUUCUUUGACCGACCAACAACACUAGCUGCUUGGCAAGAUAAUAUUCUUUGUGGUCUUGAUCGAAAAAAUGAUUACGGUGGAACGUGGUUAGGUAUCGACAAAAGUGGUCGUAUAGGAAAUAUCCUUGCUGUGCUUGAAAAUGAAACGGAUAAAACGUCUAGGGCUCCGAGUCGUGGUAAAAUAGUGCGCGAAUAUAUAAAAUCGAAUUUAUCACCAGAAGAUUAUUUCAUGCAACAGUUAUCUGAUGAAGCACAGCAGUAUUGUGGUUUCAACUUGUUUCUCCUUGAUCGGCAGCAUAACAAGAGCACUGGGCAAAAAUCGUAUUCUGGAAUUUACUUUUCAAAUCGAGAUAACAGUUCAGCUGUUAACUUUGGUACAGGUAUUUAUGGAUUCGGAAAUAGUGCAUCAUAUCAAAAGCCAUUCAAGAAAGUUACUUAUGGCUUAGAAUUGUUCAAAGAAACGCUAGCAAUGUUACAUGAUGAAAAGUUUAGUGAUCAGGAACUGAUAAAUCGAUUAUUAGAUAUAUUAACUGAUCAAACAAGUCAUCAUCCUGAUGAACAACUAAUAUCUCAAAAAAGACAAAACGAGCAAUACUGCAAACUUAUGUCACAAUUGUUUUACGAAUUACCAGAUUCUGUACGAUAUGGAACUCGAUCUCAUACUAUUGUGCUGAUAGAUGGCGCUGGUCGUUGCACAUAUUUUGAACGUAGUCGAAGUCAACAAACACCUUCUAGCGAUGUUACGUGGACUGAUACUACGCAUUGCUUUGAUCUAGAAAAUUUAUAA
Thelazia callipaeda (thelaziosis nematode) is the source of this 873-nucleotide messenger RNA. The record is from the annotation of a GenBank genome assembly. Lineage: Eukaryota; Metazoa; Nematoda; Chromadorea; Rhabditida; Thelaziidae.